AUGAUGGAUGGAUCACAUUUCCGUGGUGGCAUUAUUUCAUGGCGGCCGCUGAACAGUACACCAUCAGGUAGUAAUGCAGAUAUUCUGAUACAUCAAAGAUAUUUCUUUGAUCGAAUGGCGACCGCUUUUAGUAGUAAUCCUCCUCGUUGUACAGAGGCAGACGUUACUUCUCUAAGAACAAUUCCAGUCAGCAGCACUAUGGCCUGUAUGGCAAAUUGUUCAAGUUCCACUUAUUCUGGACUUUCAAUUGCCGUAAAUACAACAGAUUGUAAUACGAUUCCCAUUAUUUCAUCAUGGGGAGGUGAACGUUAUGAUCAAGUGUCACUACCGUUGACAACAUCAAUUACAAUAGGAUUCACAGGAUCAGCAUGGUUGACUGCUCUUUAUAUUGACACUACUGGAUCUUGGUCAGUGGUUAAUCGACUAAACUUAGGUUUAAGACCUGAUGGUUUUAUCAAUACAAGUCCUGUGACAACAACAUUACCAGUCAUAUUGUACCCCAUAAGUCAACGAAUUACUCAUGUUAUACAAAUGGCAGACAAUGAUAACAGUGAUAUAUUACAGUGUCGUUGGUCAAAUUCAAACAGUGGAACAAAUUAUAAUCGAGUAGAUGAAUGUGCAGGUGUUUGUAGUGGCUUACCGCCUGGAACUAUCUUAACUGGGUCUAAUUGUACAUUAUCUUUCACUUUACCCACUGCUAACAUAUAUUAUGCAUGUUCUAUUCAAAUUGAAGAUUAUUAUAAUACUGCGGCUACAAGUCCAAUGAGUUCCAUUCCAAUAGUUUUUCUGUUUUAUGGGUACAUCGCUUCUGGCAGUGCAUGUUCACAACGACCUACUAUUAUUGGCGAUCGCCCGAAUAGAGCUUGUAUUGGAGUUCCAGUUGGCGUUCAAUUCAAUGAAACGAUAAUUGUACAAACAUAUUGUCCUGGUCAAAACAUUGUUGAUUUUGUUACUAGUUCACCACUUGGAGUGAUGCAUAGUCCUAUCAGUAAUUCAAGCACUAACAUUUGGACAAUGACAUUAACAUGGACACCCAAUCAAAACCAAGUUGGCCCUCAAGGUUUUUGUGCUGGUGCGAUCGAUAAUUCUAAUUUACAAUCGGAUCCAUGGUGUAUAACAUAUUUAGUUGGUUAUACAUCACCUAAUCUUAUCCAGCCAACGUAUGUACAAGGAUCAGCUAGUCCAGUUGGUACCGUUUUUCAAAAUCAGUCCAUGUUUUCAAUUCAAGCAAAUAGUUUAGUGGGUCGUCCGUCUCGUAAUGGUACAAACAUUUGUUUUCACUUAGAUACUACAAAUGCAUCAGUUGUGUGUUAUGAUGCCGGAUAUGCACCAAAUGUUAUUUAUACUGGAUAUGUAAUCGUUGUUGUAGUAAAUUAUACAUGGACACCUGGUGCAUUCUACUAUGUAACAAUGGAUAGUGGAUUUGCUAGUGGAAGUGUUUUUUGUCAUGCUGAGUCAGCACCAAUUUAUGAUAAAACAUUCUGGCGAUUUAAUAUUUGGGAUCCAGCAGUGUCAAGUACAACUACGACAACAACGACACCAUUUACAACUGCAACAGUAACAACAAAACCAACAUCAACCACUAGCAUCAAUACUUUAUUAACAACAACUGGUAUUGUUAUAACAACAACUACAGUUGUUACAACCACAGUAACUACUUCAACAACUACAAGCGCUACAACAACAACUGCCACAACUGCAACAACGACAACAACUGAAUCAAUACUACGAGCGACAUAUCCAAAAGAUUUUGAAGAAUUAUGCCGUGAACCGAUUGCGUUAAUGACAAGUAUUAUGUUUAUUGUAUUGAUGCCUGCACAUGGUGUGGCCAUGUAUGCAUUAUUCGUUAAACUGAACAAUAGCUUUAAUCCAUCGAAAAUUCAAGCAAAAACGCGACAUAAACAACGAAUGAAGCGAAUUCUUUAA
Molecule: messenger RNA, 1926 nt
Organism: Adineta ricciae
Lineage: Eukaryota; Metazoa; Rotifera; Eurotatoria; Adinetida; Adinetidae
Source: the annotation of a GenBank genome assembly